AUGCUCAACUCCACUGCCGUGAUCACCAACGAGACGGCGCCCUUGCUCAACGACACUUGCGAGGAUGGGCUCCUCCUUGCCGGACCGCUCCGCACGCACCGCAACGCCCUGAUCUACAUGGCGGCGUUGCUCUGGACGUUCCUCGGCGUCGCGAUCGCAGCCGACGCCUUUAUGCUUGGCAUCGAAACGAUCACGUCGCAGGAGCAGGCAAAGACCGUGGUCGUCGACGGGAGGAAGCGCGUCUACUCCCUCAAAAUCUGGAAUGCCACCGUCGCCAACCUCACCCUCAUGGCUCUCGGCUCGAGCGCGCCAGAGAUCCUCCUCUCGCUCAUCGAGAUUGUCUCUUCGGGCUUCUACUCGGGAGAGCUCGGACCCUCGACCAUCGUCGGCUCUGCCGCCUUCAACCUCUUCAUCAUCGCCGCUGUAUGCGUCGUCGCCGUCGCGGCACCAAAAAAGGUGGCAGACACGGGCGUUUUCUCCAUCACCGCCGCCGCCUCGGUGUUUGCAUAUGUGUGGCUCGCCUACAUCCUCCUCGUCUCGUCGCCAAACGUCAUCGAGGUGUGGGAGGGUGCCGCCACGCUCGCCUUCUUCCCGCUCCUCGUCUGGCUCUCGCAUAGAUGCGGAAUACGUGUCCCGCCUCCCACCCUCUCCGCCCAGCUGCGCACUAUGCUCGCCUACCUCGCCGACGUCGGGGCCUUCUCGUGCCCCGACAAGGCGCGGCCGGCGACGCACGUGGUGGUCGCCUUCACCCGCGACGGAAAGCCGAUCAGGCACCGCAGCUUCGCGCGCGAAGCUGCAACGCAAUGGGCGCGCGGCGACUUGGCGCGCGAGCUGCAGCGCAUGGAUCCCGACGCGGCAGACGGGACGAGCGACGCGCAGGGCCUCGCCUCGUACCUCGCCUCCUCGCUAGGCACCCUCAGGUCGCGGGCCGCGUACCGGGUCGCCACGACGCGAGGGGCGACGGGAGUGGCAGCGCCGCAGGCGAGGGCGGCAGCGGAACAGGAGGUCGCACCGCCGCCGUCGGCGGCAGUCCUGUCGUUUGCGGUUAGCGGUGCGGCCUUCUCUGAGGGUGCCAAGGAGGCGAGCCUUGUGGUGGAGCGGUCCGGGGAGGAGCUCGCGAGGGAGCUCGACUGGGAGGGGAGCGUCGAGUACGAGUCUCGGGACGGCACCGCGCACGCGGGCCAAGACUACACCGCCGUGUCUGGCCGCCUCUGCUUCGCGCGCGGGCAGCGUUCGGCCGUCCUCGCGGUGCCUCUGCUCGACGACGAGGUGGCGGAGGAGGACGAAACCUUCUUUCACCGCCCCUCCGCCGGCGCACGGCUAGGGCGGCGGAGCACGAUGGCGGUGACCAUCAUCGACGACGACGGCCCGGGCGAGGUCACCUUCGCCGUCGCGGAGACGCGGGUGCGCGAGUCGCAGCGCGUGGCGGUGCUCGAGGUCGAGCGCAAGCGCGGCGUGCAGGGCGCCGUCUCCGUCGGCUGGCGCACCGCCGACGGCACCGCCCUCGCCUCGCGCGACUACGUCCCCGGCCGCGGGCGGCUCACCUUCGCGCCGGGCGUGACGCGCGCCGCGAUCGAGGUGGAGAUCAUCGACGACGGCGCUUACGACCUCGCCGACGAGAGCUUCGCCGUCGUCCUCGACGAGCCGGGCGGCGGCGCCUCGCUCGGCGAGAUCGGCCGCGCGGUGGUUGUCAUCGAGAGCGACGACGAGCGGCGCGCGCUCGUCAAGCAGGUCGCCAGCCUCAUGUCCCUCAACGUGGACGCGAUGCAGCUCGCCGGCGCUUCGUGGCGCGAGCAGCUCGCAGAGGCCGUCACCUUCGAGCCGCCCCGCCAGGCCACCACCGCGCGCGCCCUCGACGGACCCCUCCUCGGCGGCGCCUCUCCGCCCGCCGCCUUGUCGCUCAGCUGCCCGUUCGCGUUUGCCGGCUUCGCGCUGGCCUUGCCGUGGCGCCUCCUCUUCGCGCUCACCCCUCCUCCGCGCGUGGCCGGCGGCUGGGCUUGUUUCUUCGUCGCGCUGGUCGGCAUCGGAGUCAUCACCGCGCUGGUCGGCGACCUCGCCGCGCACAUGGGUUGCUGCCUCGGCAUGAAGCCCGCCGUCACCGCCAUCACCUUUGUCGCGCUCGGCACCUCCCUCCCCGACACCUUCGCAUCGCGCACCGCCGCCGUCAAGGAGAGAGAGCGGCACGCGGACUCGUCGAUCGGCAACAUCACCGGCUCCAACUCGGUCAACGUCUUCCUCGGCCUCGGCCUGCCGUGGCUGGCGGCGGCGCUCUUCUGGGCCUCACCGCGAGGCGCCGCGCAGGAGGCGAGCUGGCGCGACCGCUACCGCGGCGAGGCGUGGUACUCGGAGGCGAUGCCCGUCGCCUUUGUAGUGGCCAGCGGCGACCUCGGCUUCUCGGUCGCCGUCUUCACCGUGCUCGCCCUCGUCUGCCUCGCCGUGCUCGUGGCGCGCCGCGCUACCGUCGGAGGAGAGCUGGGCGGCGGGGCGGCCUCCAAGUACUCGACCGCCACCCUCUUCACGGCACUCUGGCUGGGGUACAUCUGGCUCUCAAUCGCAAAGACCGAGGGCGACCCGCGGCUCGCGCGCCUGCUGCAGCAGCUGCCGCCGCAGGCGCGGGCGCUGCUCGGCGCGUGAGGAGGGGUGCGGGAGAGGGCAGGCGCGCACGGGCGGGGGCCGAGUCUCCCGGGAGGCGGGAGGCACACACUCCACACUAGAGCGUGAGGCACGUUAGGAGGUGUGGUUUAGUAGUUCGUCGCGGGAGUAUUUUGUUGUGCACUAUGCACUGUAUACGUUACUGUGAGUAUUGUUUAUUGAUAUUGUGCGCUCAUGUGAGAGA
Messenger RNA from Emiliania huxleyi CCMP1516, 2836 nucleotides. RefSeq names its product Sodium/Calcium exchanger protein (gene NCX1). Gene Ontology annotation, molecular function: calcium:sodium antiporter activity. The record is from RefSeq and is a predicted model, not a curated record. Gene Ontology annotation, cellular component: membrane. The transcript is spliced from 9 exons. Gene Ontology annotation, biological process: cell communication; calcium ion transport; transmembrane transport. The coding region runs from base 1 to 2634 and encodes 877 amino acids. NCBI's taxonomy places the organism in Eukaryota, Haptophyta, Isochrysidales, Noelaerhabdaceae.